CUCCUUCCUCUGCCUCUCUCUGACUCCUCUUCACCUCCUCUCUCCUUCACUGAUCUGAACGCUGAGGAUGGAGACGUCGGUGAAAGCAGCUGAAGUGUUGAUGCCCCCUCAGCCCGACAUGGAUGCUGAAAGCGAAGCUCCUCCUGCAGCCUGUGCCGCCUCCUCGGACUUCUUCGACCCCAUGGAGGAGUUCAGCAGGCGGCUGGAGGACAUCAUCAGCACCUACGGCUCCGCAGCCAGUGUCAUGGACCGACAGAGUGUGGUGGAUGCAGAGAUGGAAAAGAUGAAGACCGAGACAAAGGAGGACAUUGCAGCUGCCAUGGAGACAGAAGUCUCUCUCGUCAUGCAGAGUUUGAACAAACUCUCGUCUCCAGAAGAGAAACUUGAAGAUCUGGUCAGGAGAUACGCUGAAGUGGCCGCCCUGCGGCGCUGUGAUGACAGGAAGCUGUGCGUCCUGCAGCAGAGGUUGUCCGUCCUGCUCGACGAGCGGCAGCAGCUGCAGGCCGACAGUCGCAGCAGCGUCGCCGCUCGCAGCAAACUGGAGGCUCUGUGCAAAGAGCUGCAGAGACACUACGACGUCCUGAGGGAGGAGACACUGAAGCGCUGCAGGGAGGACGAGGAGAAGAGGAAGGAGAUGACCGGCCACUUCCAGAUGAUGCUGACAGAAAUCCAGGCUCAGAUCGAGCAGCACAGCGUCCGGAACGACAAGCUGUGCCACGAAAACACCAACCUGACCGACAAACUGGAGAGCCUCAUGGGCCAGUGCGAGCUGAGGGAGGAGAAUUUGGAGAAGAUCAACAAGCGCCGUGACCUGCAGCAAAAACUGACUGAAGCCAAACUGCAGCAGGCCAACGCUCUGCUGAGCGAAGCCGAGGAGAAACACAAGAGAGAGAAAGAAUACUUACUGGUUCAGGCCGCUGAGUGGAAACUUCAGGCUCAGACAUACAGAGAGCAGGGGACUGUGAUGCAGGCACAGCUGACCCUCUACGCUCAGAAGUUUGACGAGUUUCAGGAAACUUUGUCCAAAAGCAACGAAAUCUACGUCCGCUUCAAGAAGGAGAUGGAUAAUAUGUCUGACAAGAUGAAGAAAAUGGAGAAAGAGUCAAAUCUGUGGAAGACGAGGUUUGAGAACUGCAACAAGGCUCUGAAUGACAUGAUCGAAGAGAGAAACGAGAAAGGCAAAGAGUACGAACUGUUCGUCGUGAAGAUCCAGAAGCUGGAGAAGUUGUGUCGUGCCCUGCAGGAAGAGAGGGUAGUCCUCUACAACAAGAUCAAGGAAGUCCGCCAGGCUAAUCUAAACGUGGCAACAAUUGUCUCUGCCAGCUCUAAACCUGAAGACGUCCCCGAAGCUGAGGGUGAAGACAAAUCUGCUCUGCUGAUGGAGCUCCAGGAGAUCGAGAAGGAGGACCCGAUCUUAACGAAGGACAUGAGCCGUCUGAGAGAAGAGCAGGCCAAGCUCCAGGAGUUUGCCGCCUCCCUGUUAGCCACACCCAGCUACAACGAUGACGAUGAAGGAGGUAAUGAUGAGUUAGAUCCUGAAGAAGACGCGAUGGCUUCUGCGUUCUCCCAGUUCCAAACCAAAACUAAGGUCAAAGAAGAGGCAGUUUCAGUCCCUGAGCAGGUUGUAGAAGUAAAAUCAGAGGUACCAGAACCGGUUCUGCCACAGCCAGAUACAGCUGAGGAGGUUCAAGAACCAGCCGUGUCACCACCAGAACCUCCAACACCUGCAGAGAAGACUUCUGAAAUUACACCAGCAGACGCAAAACCAGAAGCAGUAGAAGUUCAAACCCAAGAGGAGGACAAAGAGGUGCAACCUGUCCAAUCAGAUGAGGCGACCCAGCAGCAACCUGCAGAACCACUACCAGAGUCCGAGCCUGAGAAAGUCAAUCCACCAACAGACCUGAAACCAGAAGCCGCAGAGGCUGAGCCUUUGGUCGAGGCCGCUGAGGUCAAACCAGUGAUCCCAGAGGAAGAACAGAAGGACCAGGCUGAAGCAGGACAAGCACCAGAAGAAGAACCGGAAAAGAAGCAAACCCCAAAGAAAAAGAAGAAGAGGAACGUCAAGAAUGUUAGCUAAAGCUGUGUGUGUGUGUGUGUGUGUGUGUGUGUGUGUGUGUGUGUGUGUGUGUGUGUGUGUGUGUGUGUGUGUGUGUGUUAGCUGUGUGCGUAGCUGCUUUUACAACAGUCAAAAUCUUUAGUUUGUCUCAACUGGUGCAGCUGCAGCUCAGGUUCUUCUCCAGAUUCAAUUCACCAGAUGAGGACGGACAAAUAAAGCGACUGUGUGUCACAGUCUGAAAGUUUAAACCAACGUUUAGUUUGUCCUGCGAGAACCAAGAGAAGACGGAGAAACAUGUUUAAAGAGUCAAAGUCAUCAGUCGCUUCCAUGCCAGUUAAACUGCAGUGUCACUUUUUAAAACGAGACAUCACGAAGCAUUGAAACGCCAAUAAAGUUUGUUUUUUUUGACAAUUUUA
This is a messenger RNA of Larimichthys crocea (large yellow croaker), 2472 nucleotides long. It is a transcript of the gene txlnba, whose product is annotated as taxilin beta a. Lineage: Eukaryota; Metazoa; Chordata; Actinopteri; Sciaenidae. The coding region runs from base 68 to 2077 and encodes 669 amino acids. The record is from RefSeq and is a predicted model, not a curated record. Gene Ontology annotation, molecular function: syntaxin binding. The transcript has 11 exons.